Tigriopus californicus is the source of this 2141-nucleotide messenger RNA. RefSeq names its product MAM and LDL-receptor class A domain-containing protein 2-like. The record is from RefSeq and is a predicted model, not a curated record. Gene Ontology annotation, molecular function: protein binding. Lineage: Eukaryota; Metazoa; Arthropoda; Copepoda; Harpacticoida; Harpacticidae. The transcript has 5 exons. Gene Ontology annotation, cellular component: membrane. The coding region runs from base 80 to 2071 and encodes 663 amino acids.
GUCCUUCUUCAAAUGGGUUGUCAUCCGCGGCAAUGACACAGACUCGGAUUCCUUGGCUCCAAAUUUUGACCAUUCCACAAUGGAGCCGAUUGGCCAUUACGCCUUGGCUGAUAUUUUUCCGGGCGAUGGCAGUCUCAAAGAGGCACUAUUUGCCAGUCCCAUUCUCCAAGAAUCGGCGCAUGACUGCACGUUGCGGUUCUGGGCCUACUUGGAUUCGCCCGAGUCAAGGGAUCUACUAGUCGUGAAACUCGCGGAAUCGGUGACCAUGGAAAGGCCUAUUUUCAGCCUGGACCAAUACGCCGUGGCUCCAGAAUGGGUAGAGUACUUGGUUCCCAUUGGACGAAUUCGGCACUCGUUCAUCAUUCUAUUUGAAGCCCAUCCCACCUCUGGUGCCAAGACUGCUUUCGGACUAGAUGACGUUACAUUGUUAGAAUGUGGCAUUCCCCAAGGGGGUGGAAAUCCUUGCGAUGAAGACGAGCAAUUCACAUGUAAGUCAGGUCAUUGCAUCUUGAAAUCCAAUGUCUGUGACAUGACUGAUAACUGUGGCGAUCUAAGCGAUGAACAGGAUUGCAGUGCAAAUGCUCAGUGUGAUUUUGAAGACGGUUUGUGUUCAUGGACCAAUUUGAAUGACUAUCAAGGAGAGUGGGGGAUUGCCAGAGCCGAUGGAUCUCACAACGUGCCGUACCGAGAUCACUCUCGGAAUCUGUAUGGCGGACACUUUUUGAAAGCAGAUUAUGGCUGGGACUCCAUGCCUGCAACUCUAGCCUCGCCUGUUCUUUUGCCAGGAAAGCCAUUCAAUUUGACUUUUUAUUACUACGUCAUGCCCAACACCCAAACUGACCUCAAAGCAAUGUCCCUGGAUCUUGAGAGCAACGUGGAAACGGUCUUGUGGCACAAGCUUGAAUUCUACGUUUUUGGGGAUUGGAUCAAAGAAAUAGUUUUCAUCCCAGCGGCGGAAAAUAAUCAUCUCGUUCUCAUCAAAGGUAGCCCUGUGAGCAAUGACAGUUGGUCUCUUGUGUUUCUUGAUGAUGUUUUCUUCCCCGUUGAAUGCCUUGCAAACAUCACAACGUCUGUGACUCCCACUGAAGGCACCACACCCGUUCCUUGUUCCUAUCUUUGCUCCACAGGAGAGUGUGUAGGUCAAGAGCACGUGUGUGACUUCAAACUCGACUGUCCCGAAGAUGAUGACGAGAAAAUAUGCGGUGCGGGUACAUUUGAAAAUGGAGAACAUGGCGGAUGGAUGAGCUUGCCUGGUGGCCCAUUUCAGUGGGGAAUAGGUACACCAAACGAGCCGGGGAUCUUGGGGAUGGUCCCGAAUGUGGACCAUUCCCUGAACACGACCGAGGGGCAUUUUCUAGUUGCAAUUCCUGGCUUAGAUGGUCCUAUGGAAAAGGCUCGAGCGAUCACGCCUUAUUUGGGACAUUCUGGACAAUCAUGUCAUAUGACAUUGUGGACUUGGGUCAAAGGAGAGGGUCAGACGCUUGUUAUCAAACUGACUCAGGAUGGCGAGGAAAUUGAACUGUCAAGGAUUGAAGGUAGUGGUCCUGUUUGGGUAAAUGUUGAGGUUCCAAUUGGCCAGAGAAAUGCCGGAUUCCAGUUGAUUCUGGAGGCUGAUUUCAACUUGGAGUCAAUUCCCGAUGAUUUGUCCCUUGUCCAAGAUGUGGCCGUGGACGAUAUCAGUUACCUCAAUUGCGACAAAGAUGCCCCAUUUGAGGACGGCAUUGAGUGUGACUUCGAGGCGGGUUUUUGUAAUUGGAACUUUGAAGGAUCAGAAAUCUCUUGGUUACGAUCAGAUUCAACAGGAGGAGUUGCUUUCGAUGGGAGUGGGCCUGGCUGCGAUCACACGACUGGAACAGGGUUCUACGUUUACGUUUCGGACAAUACACUGAUGCCGGACAUCCCUGCCAUCCUCCACUCUCCCCCAUUGAAAGGAUCCGAAGAGUCACAUGGAUGCGUCCAAUUUUGGUACCACAUGUUUGGCGUCAACCCAAUUGAGAUGUCUUUGGAAAUUGUGGACCAAAACUCGACUAACAAUCUUUGGAUCCGACGAGGAUCUCAAGUAAUUAGUUAGAAUAGAGAUUGACCAAUACAUUCUGGAGCAAUGCUGAUCUGGGAAUGCCAUUCUUUAGGGAAACGUGUGG